GUCCAAUAAAUGGAUGAUUAAAUGGAAUGAUGACGACAUCACUGCUGAAUGAAGCACUGCCAGCUACCCACAAACUGCAACAUUUACACUUAGUUGACAAAAUUUACAUGUUACCCACUCAUGCUAGGGAGAAGCCACCGUCCGAACAGUUGCAUCUAGUCGGAUUCAACAUUACUUAUUGGCCUCUGUGGCUUCAGUUUACAUCGCUGUCGUUAGCGAUUUUCGUUUUCUACAUUGGAUACGGUUAUAUGCAGGAGCUUAUCUUCAAACUUUCUGGUAUGAGACCAUUCGGGGUUUACCUUACUCUGAUCCAGUUCAUCAUAUAUAGUAUCUGCGGAUGGGCAGAAGGGACUAUGUACCACGAGAGGAGUAGGAAGAUACCAAUAAGAGUGUAUUUCCUGUUGGCAUUCUUUACUGUACUUACAAUGGGUCUCUCUAACGCUUCAGUGGGAUACCUUAACUAUCCAACACAGGUCAUCUUCAAAUGCUGCAAGCUCAUACCGGUCUUGGUUGGAGGUAUAAUUAUACAGGGAAAACGAUACGGGUGGUUAGAUGCUUCUGCAGCUGCGCUCAUGAGCAUUGGCUUAAUUAUGUUUGUUUUGGCUGAUAGCCAUGUUUCUCCGAAUUUUGAUCCGAGAGGGUAUAUAAUGAUCUCUGGAGCCCUAAUUGCAGACGCUAUUAUAGGAAAUUUACAGGAGAAAGUCAUGAAAAAGUAUGGUGGAUCCAGUAAUGAAAUGGUUUUUUACUCUUAUUCGAUUGGAUCUGUAUAUAUUCUGGUGAUUACAAUCUUAACUGGUGAAUUCCAUGAGGCCUUUGCAUUUUUCCUAAAUAAUCCCUGGAAAACUUACGGAUAUGGUUUGAUUUUCGGUUUUCUUGGAUACCUUGGUGUUAAUGUAGUCAUCACCCUUAUCAAGGUCUCCGGAGCUCUUGUGACCGUAACAGUCACAACGCUGCGCAAGGCGCUCACAAUCAUCCUGUCAUUUGUUCUGUUUUCAAAACCAUUCAGUGUGGAUUACGUGUGGGGAGGUCUGACAAUCCUCUUCGCCAUCUACCUAAACUUGUACAGCAAAAAUAAGAGUAGAUGGGACGCAGAAUUGAAACGAAUUGCGGCCAAAGUUCUACGGCCAUUGUCAAAAACGAAAGUGUUUGCGAAAGAUGAUUUAUUCAUGGCGCGAAUUAUUUUGAUUGUGAAAGAUGCUCUUACAAUUAGAAUAUCCAUGGUCACUACUUCUACCUCUGCGGCUAUCGUAAUUCAAGCGUUCAAGAAGCAAGGGAACGGGUUGCCAAGCAUACAUUUCUGUGAUGUUCUUGAUCAUCAGUGA
Messenger RNA from Cylicocyclus nassatus, 1322 nucleotides. Lineage: Eukaryota; Metazoa; Nematoda; Chromadorea; Rhabditida; Strongylidae. The record is from the annotation of a GenBank genome assembly.